Messenger RNA from Striga hermonthica, 933 nucleotides. NCBI's taxonomy places the organism in Eukaryota, Viridiplantae, Streptophyta, Magnoliopsida, Lamiales, Orobanchaceae. The record is from the annotation of a GenBank genome assembly.
AUGUGGAGAAGCCCCGGAAUUAACCUGCUCAAACGGUCCAUGAAUUCGAGGCCCGCAUUCAACCGGUUUUGCGGCUUCGAAGUUACGGGCCGAUCAUGGUAUCAUCGCCAUUUUUACGGCACCAGCUCCAUCGUUGAGAACAAUAACAACAAUGGUAAUAAUAAAAAUAAUGUUAACAAUAACAAUAGUACUAAUGAUGGAAUUAAUUCGAUGAGUUAUGAAGAGGCAAAGAAGCUGAUGAGGCUAUCGAAUGUUGAGGCUCUAAAGGAGAAGCUGUCGGAUGUCGAGGACAGGGAAGUUAUACCCUACGACGAGCUCGUCUCCACCUGCAUGGCCGCCGGAGUUGCCAAAUCCGACGAUGAGGCCGCCGCCUUUGCUAGAGUUCUCGACGAUGCCGGCGUCGUUUUGCUCUUCCGGGACAAAGUAUACCUCCACCCAGAUAAGGUGGUUGACCUGGUCCGAAGAGCGGUCCCGCUCGCCCUCCUACCCGAGGACGACCCGGGAAAUAAUGAGCUCAGGAAGCUGCAGGAGAAGAAGGAGAAAAUCGACUCGCUGGCUCACAUACAAGUCCGACGCAUACUGUGGGCUGGGCUCGGGCUGGCCGUGGUGCAGGCCGGUCUCUUCUUUCGUCUCACAUUCUGGGAGUUCUCGUGGGACGUGAUGGAGCCCAUUGCGUUUUUCACGACCACGGCCAGUAUAGUCAUAGGGUACGCCUACUUCAUGUUCACCUCGAGGGACCCGAGCUACCAAGAUUUUCUCAAGAGGCUCUUUCUCUCGAGGCAGAGGAAACUCGUCAAGAGGCACGAUUUCGACAUUCAAAGGUUUGUGGAGCUGCAGAGAAAGUGCAAGUUGCCUUCCAAAUCAUGCGCAUCCAUCAAGAGGCGGAUAGGGGUCGAAGUCGAACCGGAUGAUCUUUUGCACGAUCACUACUAG